Messenger RNA from Symbiodinium pilosum, 996 nucleotides. NCBI's taxonomy places the organism in Eukaryota, Dinophyceae, Suessiales, Symbiodiniaceae. The record is from the annotation of a GenBank genome assembly.
AUGCUGACGCGCGCAGGCCUUUGCUUGGCGAUGGGAGUCGUCCUGGUGGCAGGCUACCACACGCCGGUGUGGCUUGUCCCCUUUGGCAUCGUGUUCGAGGGAGUAUCGCUGGCGUGGUUCUAUUUGAUUCAAAAGGAUUGCGAAAAGGGACACUUUUUCCCAAGCUCUUCGUUGAAUACGGUGGUCUCUUACCUCCUGCGCUGGGAGCUGCACUUGGCGGUGGCGAUUUUGCUCACUGCGACACAGGUGUGGAGCUUCGGGGCACUGCUCAAGUUCUGGCUUUUGCCCUUCCUGGUGAUGCAAGCCACCUUGGCCACAACUACAAAUGCCGAUGAGGCAAGGUCAACGGCGUCGCAAGUCAGCGAUUUGCUUGACAUUGCGCAGCAAGCAGACCAGUCGUCGGUCUUCCGACGCCAGGUGACCUUGGCAGUUCUUGUUCCCAUGCUGGCUUUGGUAUCCUUAUCGGUGAGUGGUGAUCAGGAUGAAGAAGAGGAUUGCCCGCUUCGACUGGCAGUUUGGGGUUGCACUCCAUCAAAUUCCAAUGUGCCAUACUCAGUGCCCGGUUGGCUUGCAGAGGAAAGGGGCAGUGGAAGUUUUGGAUCCAAUGCGGACCUGGCAGGGUCAGCCAAGAAGAAGACUCCAUUGGAGCAAAUCCUUAAUGUGAUCGGCUGGCCGGCACGCUAUCUGUUUCGAGAGAUGUGGUUGUGGACGGAGAGGGACCUUACCCUUUAUGCUGUGGUUUCGCUCUUCUUGGUGGAGGUUUAUGUUGGAAUGCAGUACUUUGCUUGGUCUCCCGUCUGUUUGCUCUAUCCCAUCCUCUCGAGCUCUUCAGGUUCGAGGAAAGCUCAAGAGUUGCAAGACGAGCUUGUGAUGAUUUUUGCGCCCGAGUCGCUCUGCUCAGCUUUAUUUUGCCUUUUGCUUGCUGCCUGGGCGGUGGCGGUGAAGGCUGUGUGUUUGGCGAUCAAGACUGCAGGUAUCGAUUCUGGCGCAGAGUGA